UUAUAACAAAAAGAUAUAUAUAAAACGGCUUUUAAGCCAAACUAUUACGUAUUACGAACAAUGGUUGCGGCUGUUGCCGACGUACUAACAGCAGAAGCAGCAACAACAGCAACAGCAACAGCUACAGCAACUACAACGCCGACGUUAGCAGCAACAGCGACGUUAGAGAACGGCAAUAGCAGCGACGUACAAUUUGCAGCAUUAACGGCCGCAAGUGCCAGCGGUUCACAAGCAGCGACCUCCAAUUCAAAUAGCAAGAAUAACAACUGCAACAACAACAGCAACAACGGCAAUCGCAACAGCAUCAGUAUUCAUAUUGAUAAGCACGACGACAACAACAGCAGCAACAAUAUCAACAACACCAACACCAACGCCAACACCAAAAACAACAACAACAUGUCCGAUGCAAACGUUGCCGAUGCCGCCAAAGCAACUGGCACAACAGCAACGCCAACAACGCCCACAACAACAGCAACAACAAUAACAGCUGCAGCAACUACAAAAAGUGCCGUUAGCCAACGCAAUGUGGACAUCAAAAUUGAAAAGUCAAGCAACAUGGAAGCCGCCACACAGCAGCUAAGCAAAAAGGUGCUCAAACUCGAUUUGGGCGCCAAAAAUUUGGAUGAAUAUUCGCUGAAAUCGCCAAAAUCCCCCAUUGCAGCACGUUUGCCGCAUCAAACAUCAUUGACGUCAUCGGUGGACGUUGAGGAUCGCAAGACAUUACGAGAGGCCUUAUAUCAGGGUAUAUUCCAUCGACAUCGCCGCACCAUAUUCGCGGUGGGCAGCUUUCUGCGAAUGCUACGAAGCCGUAACUCCCAGUACAAUACCAUUCGAAGCUCGUCGGAGGGCGAGGAUAUCGAUGAGUGUAACGGCCAGAGACAACAACUAAACACAACUACAACAACUAUAACAACAGCAACAACAACCACUUGAACAUCAUGAAUAACAACAACAACGACAAUCUGGAUUAUUAUUAUGGAAUCUGCUUUUUAGAUGGAACGUAGUGCCAGCCAAUCGCAGAUCAUGUCGUUCUCCAUUUUCGUCAAUAUUCAUCUUUUUUUUUUUUUUAAUGUAAUAAUAUACGUAUAUGAUAUGGGAUGAGGGUGGGGGCUGACUGAUCCAUGAUUGAUCCCUGCAGAGCACCGCCCGUCUUUUUUUUUUUUUUUUUUUUUUUGUACUUAGCAAAUAUAUAUUCACAUUACAUUAGUGCAUAUAUAGCUAAAAAGUCUUUCAUUUCUUAUAAGCAUCGAUCUGUCAUUACAUUCCCCUAUUCGUAUGUCCUACAUUGUAUACAGAAACCUGCGAACCAAUAUU
Messenger RNA from Drosophila navojoa, 1314 nucleotides. RefSeq lists its product as uncharacterized. NCBI's taxonomy places the organism in Eukaryota, Metazoa, Arthropoda, Insecta, Diptera, Drosophilidae. The record is from RefSeq and is a predicted model, not a curated record.